GGGGUGUUUGGAUUUGUGUUUGAGCAGAUAUGAUUUGACCUUCGUUCAUUUCAGUUUUCCCACUUUCUCCUCUCAGUAAACUUUUUCACCUUCCCUCUAGACUCCAGCGGGUAGCUUGUGGGUGUUGGUGGAGUGUGUCUGUCAGAGGAUCAGCCGCUCUCAGCGCUUCAGGAAUGCACUUCGCAGGAAACGCAGCUCGGUGCUCGGACACCUCCUGCUUUCCUUUUCCCCCCCUUUUCUUAAUGAGGAGUUAUAAAUGAAUGAAGGAUAUGCGCUCGUGAAGUAGCGAUCGUUUUCUUCAGUCCGGUUCCCCCUUCCUCAGUCCGCCGGGCCGCAGCCGGGCUGAGGACAGAGGAGACCGGAGUGAGCACUCCCUCGCGGGGCAUGGAAAGCGGCGGCCGGGCGGUGCUCCAGCGGGCGUUGGGCGGUGGAGGAGGAGGAGGCGGCGGCUGGGUGCUGGUGGAGGCCCGGCUUCAGGGAGGAGCGCCGUGGGGCUUCACCCUGCAGGGCGGCCUGGAGCACGGAGAGCCGCUCAUCGUCUCCAAGGUAGAGGAGGGCGGUAAGGCAGAAAGUGUGGAGGUGCCUCUGCUGGUGGGGGAUGAGAUUAUCAUCAUUAACAACGUGGAGCUAACAGGAUACAGACAGGAGGCCAUCGCACUGGUGAAAGGAUCAUACAAGACUCUGCAGCUCACCGUCCGCAGGGAGAUUGAUCCAGGAUAUAUCGAGGAGUUUGGUACUUCAUAUCCAUCUCUACCCACUCUUCCUCCUCCUUCUCCUCCUCCUCCUUCUCUAUUACCACCACAACAACAACAAACACCACCCUCAUCCCACCACUGCGGACCGUGUUCAGCAGACAGAGCCGAUCUAUACAUCAAGAACAGACGCAGUGAGUCAGCAUCUCGUCCUCACUCAUGGCACUCAACGAAGCUCACUGAAGGCCAGCAGGAAGAGGACCAUGGAGGGAUGGACACGAUGAGCAGUGCCUGGCAUCCUAGCUACCAUGCCAGUGCCUCGACUACAGACCUGUCUGGUGGGUUUGACUCUAGCAGCAGCUACCUGAGGAAGAGUCCGGACCAGUACAGCUCUAGGGGCAGCAUGGAGAGCCUGGACCCUAGUCAGUCCACCCAGCUUCACUCCGGAGCUCAGCACCACCGCCCACUGGCCAACCCCACCUACAGUGGACCCCACCCCGCCUAUUCCUCCUGCCACCAGCUGUCCUCUGCCAGGUCCUCCAACAGCAUUGACCACCUCCACAGCAAACGAGACUCCGCCUACUCCUCCUUCUCCACUAGCUCUAGUAUUCCAGAGUACCAUGCCUCCACCCCCUCCUUCAGCCCAGAGCGCUGCUAUUCACUGGAGACCGUCUCUCAGAGAGGAGGAGGAAGUGGAGAGAUGCAGCAGGCUGACAUACGUUACAUCCAGACUGUUUACAACACCCAGCAGGGCUUAUCUCAAAGGCAUGAGCUGAGCUCCACCUCCUCUGCAGUGCUAUGCAACAGCGAUUCCAAAGGCGAUGUAGGGAUGAGGCCAGACCUAAGCGAUCUGCAAGGUUCAAUGGGCAGGAUCUUUUACCCAGGCAGCAGUUGCAGUAGCGGCAGUGGCAGCGGUGUUGGUGUACCAGUUUCAAACAGACACAGCGUGGGUCCUAUAUGGGGCCCGGCAGCCAGCCGCAGCUCCUAUGAAAGCCUAAAGGGGGCACCAGCUCCUCCAAGGCGCAGCGACAGCUAUGCAGCCAUCAGGAACCACGAGAGACCAAACUCCUGGUCCAGUCUAGAGCACGGCCGCUCACUACGGUCUUUACAGAAGGGUUCCUGGCAUCACUCCAGUGGCCCUGUGGCCUCAUGUGCAGCUAAAGGUUCGUACAGUGCUGAGGGUCAACUUCACACAGUUAUAGAGAAAAGCCCAGAGAGCAGCCCCACCACAAAGCCCCGACAGGGUGGAAGUUUUCCCCAGCCCUCUUCCCCUACAGGACCAGCAGGCCCCAGCCCCCAGUCUGGUCGGCUCAUUCUUCCCACCGAUAUGUACCCUGUCCCCCAGCCUGAGCCCCAGUAUGCACAGAUGCCCACCGUCAGCCCCAGGCCAGGCUCCUCCGGAGCCUACCCCGCUCUGGCAAAGGAGAGCAGCCGACAGCAGCACCAGGCCUUGCAUGGCGUCGGAGGGAGAGAGGAAGGAUCCACAGAGGCGCAGGGGGAUGGAAGGAUGAUAGCUACAGAAAAUGGAUACCAAAAUAACACUUCUUCCUCACCAUACCCAUAUUCCUCUUCCUCAGCAUCUGUCGCACCACAGCUCAGGACUCAAGCACAAGAAGCAGACAGGCCUCAGCAGGAUGAGUGUAACUUUGGACUCUACAGACCCCUCCUGAAAACUGCUGGAGGGGGAACCGAGAGACAGGCAGGGGCCCAAAGGCCCCAAAACCACCAGGGACCUCACGGUCAGAGCUUGCAAGGGUUCCAUGUUCAUACAAGCCAGGGACCCCACAGCCUAGUGUUCCAGGAACAGAACCAGGAUUUCCAUAUUUCCCAUAUCCAGUCGACUCCUGGACUCAGGCCCCAAUCCUCACAAGAGUGGAGGGAACCCUGUACACCUGUCCAUUUGAGGGGAAGCAGGAGCAGGUACACUAAAGGUUCGUACAGUGCUGAGGGUCAACUUCACACAGUUAUAGAGAAAAGCCCAGAGAGCAGCCCCACCACAAAGCCCCGACAGGGUGGAAGUUUUCCCCAGCCCUCUUCCCCUACAGGACCAGCAGGCCCCAGCCCCCAGUCUGGUCGGCUCAUUCUUCCCACCGAUAUGUACCCUGUCCCCCAGCCUGAGCCCCAGUAUGCACAGAUGCCCACCGUCAGCCCCAGGCCAGGCUCCUCCGGAGCCUACCCCGCUCUGGCAAAGGAGAGCAGCCGACAGCAGCACCAGGCCUUGCAUGGCGUCGGAGGGAGAGAGGAAGGAUCCACAGAGGCGCAGGGGGAUGGAAGGAUGAUAGCUACAGAAAAUGGAUACCAAAAUAACACUUCUUCCUCACCAUACCCAUAUUCCUCUUCCUCAGCAUCUGUCGCACCACAGCUCAGGACUCAAGCACAAGAAGCAGACAGGCCUCAGCAGGAUGAGUGUAACUUUGGACUCUACAGACCCCUCCUGAAAACUGCUGGAGGGGGAACCGAGAGACAGGCAGGGGCCCAAAGGCCCCAAAACCACCAGGGACCUCACGGUCAGAGCUUGCAAGGGUUCCAUGUUCAUACAAGCCAGGGACCCCACAGCCUAGUGUUCCAGGAACAGAACCAGGAUUUCCAUAUUUCCCAUAUCCAGUCGACUCCUGGACUCAGGCCCCAAUCCUCACAAGAGUGGAGGGAACCCUGUACACCUGUCCAUUUGAGGGGAAGCAGGAGCAGAUCAAUGGAACAGACCAGCAUUGAUUCAGAGCAAGGGGCGUCCUCCAAGCUCACCCAGUUCAACUCACCUGUUCAACCUCAGCCUCAGGCUCCACCUCCUUCUACCUCCCAGCCUUCUUUCCAUCAUCUCAGUGACUCGUCAGCUCUUCAGUACCAGCACUGUGACCACAGAGAGCGGGACAAAGACAGAGAACACCCACUGACCCGCCUGGAGAUCGCCCUUGCCGAGGUCCAGCAAUGCGCGAGCCCCAACAGUGUCACCUCUGCGAGCAGCCAUGGCAACAGUAGCUCUGGUGAUGGCAGCCAGGGACCUGCCCGUAGCCUCUCUGUCCUGGAGAAGGUCAGUCGUUUCGAACGUCGGGAACGCACCGGAAAGCAGCGCAGUCAAAGCACCACCAACGUCCACAGCAAACCUACCCAUCGGAGGAUGUCUGAGAAAGGCCGCAGUGCCGCCUGUGGAGCAGAUGACCUCAGAAACAUGCUGGAGAGAAGCACCAAUGGGACCAGAGCACACAGGACUCUGAGCUGCAAGGGAGGCAGCAGUGAACACAUAAAAUACAGGACCCCAGCAGAUCCCAGUUCAGCCCUCCAGAGGAGUCGCAGCAGCUUCCAGCUGGAUGAAUCCAGGGAGGGUGACACCAGCAAAGAUUUCUCCUGGAGAGAAGACAUCCAAGAGAUGCUGGGCUCCAUGCAGGACACAUCCUUCAACAGAUCUUAUAGGGACUCUUUGAAAGAUGCCCAGUCUAAGGUCCUGCGAUCCACCUCCUUCAGACGAAGAGACCUCAGCUCCUCGACCAGCCCUCCGCCUCCUGCAGUUCCUUCUCCCAUCUCCUCCUCCAUCAGCCAUCAGCCUCUGCCCGUCACUACCAAGCACCACAGCCUGGAGAAAAAAGGCCCAAAAACCAUGCCAAAACCACAGGGCAUUGUCAUUACACCACAGUCUGCACCACUGGUCACCUCCCCUCACACCCCGAAGGAGCGGCAUGUGGUUAGCCCAGAGAUUCGAGGGCCAAGCCCCCCAGCGCUCCCCAAAGUCCCGCCUGUUGGACCUCCUGUUCUGAUGCGGAUCUGCGGCCGCAAGCGUCUUGGAGCAGACCAGAAGAAGCGCUCAUACUCAGAGCCAGAGAACAUGAAUGAGGUUGGGAUUUCUGAUGACGAGACUGCUGACAUCUUCCGGCGUGGAGGAGAGACCAGCGUGGCAGACCGGCGGAAGAUGUUCGAGCUUGCAGCAAGUCGUGUCGGGAGCAGGGCUUCUCAAACUGCUACGUCAAGGCCCAACUUACGGCAGCUUCAGCACAGCGCUCUGGCUGAGUAUAUAGAGAGGAAGAGAGGCAUGAAAAGAGACGAGGGAGAACAGAGGAGUGGACUGAGGUCUCGCAGUGUGUAUCUACAGCCUGAAAACAGCAGUCAUACAGACACCCUCAGCCUCUCCUCCACUUCCAGCCUGCUCUCCCUCCAGGACUCUGGCACAGAUCCAAGCUUCUCCUCUGAAGAGAGGCGUCUCUGCUCCACUCUCCCUUCUGGUGCCGACCUGCGGAGCCUUGAGUCCAAUCUCUUCUACCCGGGCAGGGUGACCACUCCGAGGCCUCCGGUGCACCCACCUCCUAGUGCUCCUCCUGGCUCCUCUCCUGAGUCCCAGGCGCAGACCAUCCAGAAUCUCGCCCCUGCGACAGGGUUCAGUAGACAGAGUCAGUCAUCCAGCAGAGACUCAGGGCUGGACCAACAGCAGCUGGCCGCAGAUCCUCAGUACAACUUGGGACUCUCCAAGCAGCUCAACGGGGCCCUGCAAAGGGCCGGGUCAGCUCAGGGCACCAGGAAGUCGGCCUCUGUUGAGGAUCUCCUGGAGAGAUCUGAGGAGAGACAAACAACUCUUCAACACUACCGCUCCUCCCCAACAGUAGAGAGACUGAACCAGGACUUCCCUCCAGGUGAUGUCAGGACAUUUGGUGUUUUCGUUUCAGGACCUGGACGCCACUCUGUGCCUGAGGACAGAACUGCAGACAUCCAGGUAUCAGGGGACCUCGUCUCCCCUCAACACUCUGAGAACAGUAUGAACACCGUCCAGCCUGCAGGAUCGCAAGGCUGCUCCCACACUCCGGUCACUCGCAGGGAGCGACGGAGAAACUCAGAGCGGCAGCGAGCCAACAGCACCUCCACCUUGGCAGCCUCCGUUGGCCUGCCCUCCCCCUUUUCCCCAUCCGGGACUCAGGAUGAAGGUAACACUGAGUGGCAUGCUAGCGAGAGGCUGAGCCAGGCCAACCUGGAUGACAUAACCUUCCCAGGGAUCCCACCAACCAGCACAGGUGAUGGCUUUAACGCUACUGGCUCCAAUGAAACCCCGGUGACGGACAGACAGACAAGACACAGUUUGAGUGAUACCAGCAUAUUAGAAGACACUGCAAAGGACAUGUACAGAGGGAGAGCCUCCAGUUUAGAGAUGAGUAGAGAGCAUUCUGCAGAAAACAACAAUCGAGUUUCAUCGGUGACGCCAACACCCCUUCCCCAUUUCCAGCUUGCAGCCCCACCAAACAGGAAGGACAGCGGUAGCCCCAUGUCGUCUCCUUCCCCAUUCUCCCGUCCAUCCAUUUGCCAGCGCCUGUCUUCACUGCGAAUCUCCGAGUCCAGCCUCUUCAGCUCCAUCGACCAGCAGCAGCCACUAGAAACAAGCCUGUCGCAUUUUGACUUUGACGAGGUCUUCCUCCAAAAUCCUGCCCCUCUGUCACCUUCUCUGCCAAUCAAAGAGACAAGCUUCGUGGAAGACUUCCCUCCUCCUCCUUCUCCUCCUCCUCCUGCGCCACCCCUCGAGUUGGUGCCAGAAGUUGGAAACCAGACUGUGGGAAGUCCUGGCGUGGAGGUCUUAAACAACCCCAUCAUUCCCACCCGGAAGUCUUCCCUCCACUCCCCUCCGAUGUCUCCUUCCUCCUCCAUCUUUCCUGCACCUAUGGCCAGCCUCUUUCCCUCCCUGAAGCCCUCCACCAUUACCUCCAUCACUACAUCCACCACUUCCGAGGACAGCCUAAGUCUUCAGUACCAGCCCAUCCCCAAGAGGGAAAAGACAUCCGAGGAGCUGCGAGCAGAGGCGCUGGCCCGGCAGUUGGUCUUGCAGGACCGCUCUCUGGCACCCCUCCUGGACACGUGGGGGGGUAAAUCCACUGUAGAGCUCAUGGAGGAGAUCUUUCCAAACAGCAAAACGGUGGGGAAUUCACCAUGGCAACGCAGGGGUAGUAGCCAAUUGGAUGACAGGAUCCAAGAUGGGGUCUGUGAUCCAUCUCAGAGCACAGCGACAGAUCAUGGGAAGGAGGAAGAGAAAGACCUCAACACCAGGAAGGUGGAGCUGUGUGAGGCUCUGAGGUGCAGCGUGGCAGCUCUGCGGCAGGAGAAGGAAGCACUGUGUGAGGAGCAGAGAUGUCACCAGGCGCUGGGGACGAGAAUCGAAACGCUGGUACAGGAACACCUCAAACCCAACGAGAAGGAGAAGUACAGCAUGUUCAUUGGAGAUCUGGAGAAGAUCGUGAACCUGCUGCUGUCUCUGUGCAGCCGGCUGUCGAGGAUUGACAGAUCUCUACUGGCUCUGGAGAGAGAGGAUCUGACGCAGGAGGACACAGCAGAGGAGAGGGAUUCCCUCCAUCACAAACGCUCUCUGCUCCUCUGUCAAACUGAAGACGCCCGGGAGCUGAAGGAGAACCUGGACCGGCGGCAGCGCGUGGUCCACGCCAUCCUGUCCGGCUACCUCACCGAACCGCAGCUUCAGGACUACCGUCGCUUCAUCAGCACCAAACCCUCUCUUCUGAUUUGCCAGCGGCGCCUUGACGACAGCAUACGUCAGGGGGAGGAGCAGCUGACGCGAUUGGCCGAGAGCCUGCCACAGGAGCUGGCUGAGGCUCACGGCUGGUCAAGAGGUUGUCCUUUCUCAUCGUCAAGCCCUGCACCCUACUCUUCUCCUUUCCCACCGCUGCUUCCUCCCUCUGUGAUACCAGGCCCCGCCCACUUAGUCCGAUCCACCACUGUGACAUCACUGUGAUGUAAUGGACAGGCCGCUAUUAUGAGUGGCAGUGAAGGACACGAUGGAGAGGAGAUAAUUGGCUUCCUAAAACUAACUCAGAGCUCGAGAGAUGUUCUAAAUUGAAGAAGCUUAACAUGAAGAAAGAGUUGGCCUGAAACGGGCUCUAUUCACUCUGAAACUACUAUGCAGACUUCACACAUGUCGAAGAAAAGCCUUUAAUGUGCCUCAUUUUAUUCACACCCAACUGUACGUUACGUCUCUUUUCACCUUCACGCCAGCGCUGUGUGGACUGAAGUGACUGCUGCCAAUAUCUAAUGAUCCUCUGCUCUGAAAGGUGAUUUCAGGUUGGAAGUUCAGUGUUGAUUUUCAGUUCUGCUUGAAAGGACAAUUCCAGUGUCACGGGUCAUUCCCUGCAGUUUUCCAGCUUUCAUCAUGUCUGAAAUACUUGAUGUUUGCUUUCAGUGUCUCAGUAUUCUGAAUCUAUCUGAUUUCAAGCUGUAAAUGUAAAAUUCAGCUUUAAAUUUAUGUUCCAUUUUGCAGAUAGAUCAGAAACUCCCACAUUUCCAGAAAUAUUACAGAGUACUAGGGCUGACCCCGAAUAGUUGAAGAUUUGAUGCUUCGAUGGGCGGAGCCUGAUUUGACUGUGAGAAGCUUCAUGGCAAAACAAGGAUCAUGCCAUUUUGGCGAUAUGCGGGUGCUCAACGUCUGAUUUUACACAGAACUACCAAUUUUCUCCUAUAGUAAGUUAGUAUACAGCCUAUUACAAUAUACAGGUGCUGGUCAUAUCAUUAGAAUAUCAUCAAAAAGUUGAU
This is a messenger RNA of Micropterus dolomieu (smallmouth bass), 8195 nucleotides long. It is a transcript of the gene shroom3, whose product is annotated as shroom family member 3. The record is from RefSeq and is a predicted model, not a curated record. Gene Ontology annotation, cellular component: apical junction complex; apical plasma membrane; adherens junction. The coding region runs from base 385 to 7401 and encodes 2338 amino acids. Gene Ontology annotation, biological process: actin filament organization. Gene Ontology annotation, molecular function: actin filament binding. The transcript has 28 exons. Lineage: Eukaryota; Metazoa; Chordata; Actinopteri; Centrarchiformes; Centrarchidae.